AUGAGCCAUCUUGAAACAAGCACAUUAGCUCGAUACAAUUCUUUGGCAGAUCCUUAUUUGCAAAGUUACUUUAGUAACGAACGUAUGCAAUCACACUUAAAACGUGCUGGACUAAUCUCCAAUCGAGGAGAAAUCCUUUCCGAUCCGGAAUAUCGAACAAGAUUGGCACAGCGUGAACAUCGAAGACAUGUUCGACAUAUGUUGGCAGAGAAUAUUGUUAGUCGAGCGAUUGACAUGGAACGAUCACGAAAUGCUGAAAUGAAACGUUAUUUCGAAACAAUGUCCAAAGCGGCGUUAGUGAAUAACAUCAAAGAAUCAAGAAGACGUGCUGGUGGAAAUCUAUCAGGUUAUAUGUCCAAUUCGAGUGACAUGGCUAUGUUAUCAGUAGAUUCAUCUUGGGCACAACCACGGCCCCGAAGUGCAAAUUAUCAAAGCGAUAAUGACGAGGAUUAUGAUCAUAUUCCACGUGUUCAAUCAGCUAGUAUGAAUGCCAAUCGUCGAACGAAGCCUUCAUCAAAAACUCGCAAACGUCGUCCUCAUUCGCUUCAACGGCCAAAAUCAGCACAACGACCAAGCAAAUACCCAGAUACAACAUCAAACUCACCUCCAUGUCAAAUCACCAUGGUCUACUACGGUCCACAUACAAAAGUUGAUUAUGAUCGAAUGGUUUUCUCUGAUGUCGAUGAAGUCAUGGUUAUGCAACAACAUUGCGGUGGAGAAAAUCUCAUUGUUUAUAAAGGUUAUUUAAAACCUGGAGCUGAAUUCACGUUCAAUUCGCGGCGUCGGUCAGACUAUCCAUUUGGUCUAUCAUUAUACGUCAAAGGUUUAAUCGAUAGUCGAAUAUCUACAUGUUGCGAAUACAAACAUCGACAUGGUGUUCGAUUAGGUGGUGAUCGAGGACAUUUCGCUAUUGUUUCAGUUGCUGGUUCAAAACCGUGUAUCAAAUGUCGGUUUGAGAAAGAAGCGCGUUUGAAGAAAUACGCCGAAUCACCCAAAGGAAAACAAGAUAAACCGUUAACAGUGUCAGUAUCUGUUUCAGAUGGACCAAAAAAUCAACAAACACCUGUUCACAUACCUGUCAGACACGCGUCAAUGUCGAAUGAUAGUUAUUCACAAGAUUUUGAUCGCGAUGAUCAAUCAAAGAAAGAUGGUUAUGGGACUGAUUCAAGUGUAGAAGCCAAGAAAAUCAGCAAGCGAUCGUCGAAAUCAACUGAUUCAACACCGAAGGUUGCUCCGCGAGCACCGCGAAUCUCCAAAAGACCGUCAUCAGAGAAAUCUGGUUCCACAUUCGAUAUCUCACCGGAAGAAAACUCGUCGAAAAAGACUUGGCAGAUCAUAUUUCAUCCAUCAAAUCUUCCAAAUGGCAGUUUCCAUCUCGGAUCCAAUGGUUCAUCGAAAAAGUUCUUCUUGAAAUUUUCGUUUAUUUUGGACAAUGAAGAUGAUGAAACUGAAAUGCAUGAACUUAAUAUGAAACCAUUGAUCGAAAAUUCCAAAUCGGCAAAACCAUACUCAAUGCCGGUAAAGCUUCAAAAUCAAGGAAAACCCGUACAAAUUUCACUAAAAAUGAUAACAACACAAGAUGAAGAUGACGAAGAUGAUGAUGAAGAGCAAGAUAUCAAAUGGCAUUUAGAUUAUAUUGAAGUAAUUGACCCUGAAACUCAAUCUCAUUAUAUAUUUCCAUGUAAAUCUUGGAUUGUUCCGUUCGAAGAAAAAUAUGUUCAGCUUUCUCGAAAACAAACGGAGGUGGUUCGUCCUUCUUCUGCACAAUCGAACAGUUCCCGAGCAUCUUCUAGAGCACAGCAAACGCGUCAGCCAAGCGCAAAAGCUCGACAACAACCAAAACUUUCUUCACGAUCAUCCACACCAACUAAUUCUCCAAAACCGCCAAAAGCUUCACGCAAACCGACACGAGCAAGUUCUUCAGAUGAAGAAAGUAAACUCUCAAAACCGAAACCAUCGACACGUGCAUCAUUAUCGCGACGUAUAUCAGCAGAUAAUGAAAGUGAUUGGUCAACUCCUAAGACUCCUCAAAAACCGAAAUCAUCGUCGCGUUCAUCAACACCAACUAAACCUGUUACAACGGCGAAAAAACCAAUGAUAUCUGAUCAAGAAAGCGAUCAAUCAACCCCAAGAGCCGAACAAAGACAAUCGCCAAUCAAGAAUGAUUCAACUCGUCAUUCUUCACCAGAAUCUACAGAAAUUCAAGUUUCGUACCGUGUUACAAUUCAUCCAUCGAAAGAUCCUGACGGAAAUUUCAUACCAGCUCCACGCAGUCGAAUGUUUGUACGUCUUAAUGAUCAUAAGAAAGAAACGAUUUUGACUACAGAUCAUGAUCAAUUAUGUCCAACAUUUGAAGCGGGUAUCCAACAGACAUUUGUUGUUGACCUUAAUCAGGAACAAGAUGAAUCUGUAAAGAAACUAACCAUUGGCUAUGUGAAUACAGACUCCGAUGCAGAACAAUGGAAAAUUGAAAAAAUUGUUUUAACCAACAUGAACACACGCAAAGAAUUUGUAUUUUUAUGCAAUCGUACCCUUCAACGAGAUAAUACGAAUUAUCGCGCAGAGAAAACAUUUGAAUUGCAAACAGAUCGCAAGCGUACACCAACACCAACUAAUCUCAGAAGCAAAUCUUCAAAUGAUUCUGAUGACAAAGAAACUCAAUCAAGAAAGCCUUCUCCACCAGUUCGUGAAAGUAAACCUGAACGAUCACAUUCAUUCGAAAGUAUGAAUGAUGAUGAUGCAAAUUACAAAACAAUAUUCAAAAAAUUAGACCCAGAAAAUAAAUACGAGUUAGGUUCACAACCACGUACACCUCCACCACGACCAAAAACCCGACGUGGCUCACAAAAUUCCAGCGAAAAACAUGAGAAACAACCAGUUUAUGUUCCUCCGAUGAAUUUUGAUGAGCUGACAAAUCGAUCGGGUCAAUCAAAUGAUCAAGACAAUCAGAAGUCUCAACCAACGACAACAAGUCAAAAUCGGCAACAUCAACAUCAACUAAUGUAUCCACCAGACAGCGAUGAUGAAGAAGAUGAACAACACUAA
Adineta ricciae is the source of this 3045-nucleotide messenger RNA. The record is from the annotation of a GenBank genome assembly. NCBI's taxonomy places the organism in Eukaryota, Metazoa, Rotifera, Eurotatoria, Adinetida, Adinetidae.